This is a messenger RNA of Amoebophrya sp. A120, 6491 nucleotides long. The record is from the annotation of a GenBank genome assembly. Lineage: Eukaryota; Dinophyceae; Syndiniales; Amoebophryaceae.
CUGGAUCUGAUGCAGUUGAAGACUUGUUGCCGCUUUGUUUUCGGUAGUGGUGAGAAGAACAACGGUCGGGCCAGGAAUACAGCUGCGUAUAAUUGCAAGGAACAUGCAAAAGAUGAUGAUCAAUAUCAAACAUUUUUAAGCCAAUAGAGAUAGACGUCGACGUCGUGGUGCCUUAGCCUAGUAAAAGAGCCAUUCCGGAAGCAAAAAUUAUCGAUCUUAGACGAUAAAACCUUAAUCGUAAUCCUAAGUGUGAGUCUAGAAAUAAUUUAUUUGAAAUUGACGCUGAGAGGCUUGUGAAUUUUUUCAACGAACCAUACAGCCCCCGCCGGCAUUUCACUGGCAGCACGGUGUACAUGUGAUGUAGGAUCCAUUUUUGGAGCAGGGCAGCUACAGUUUUGUCGUAAGGCGAAAAAGUUACCUUUUAAUCAUGAUGUUACUUCAACCCGGGCGAGACCAUUGUUGUUCUCGACGGCUUUUAUUGGCCUUUCUACCUAAGAGUUGAAACUAGUUGCAACUCUUUCUUUUAAUAUCCUGCUGCCACCACACAACUACAUCAACAAAAUGACGAAGCGUCUCGCCAGGGGCGAUGACUUGUACGAUUUAAGCAACAGCCUGAUCCUGCUUUUUGCCAUCUUGCUCCUGCUCUACGGGGUGAAAGGCGCCAUCCGGGCGUGGCGGGCCUGCUUGAAAUGCCGCAUUUUGAUGCGGGCCUUCGGGUUUUUCGACCUGAAAGCCCGACAAAAUGCGUACGACAACACGGAGGAGGGAAAGCGGAAAAAGCGCGCUUGCACUUGCUGCUUCCGAACUUGUAGUUCCAGGUGUUGCGAGCGACAGCCAGCAGAUGAUAGCCCAGACGACAUUCGUCUUCGACCCGGGGCGGGCCGCACGACGCAGAGUCAACUGCUACGGCAGCGUGGCCAAGUUCUAGAAGCAGGAGAUGUACAGAAAAAGCCUCUCCUGCAAAGCGGCGCCUCCAAUUAUGAUUAUGCUGACGCACGGCGGAACACGAAAUCCACCGCCGCUCCCUACAGUGACUACAAUUUUGACACCAGAAACAGAAGCUUCAUCGAUUCCCAAUUCAGUGACGCAGCUCCUGCGCCGACCAUCCAUCCCGAAGAGGGGAUCAGUAUCUACACCUCAGCAGGCGCAGGAGCUCCUGGCCCUGGCGCACCAGCUUCUAUAAGACCGACCCCUCCGACAGAGAGAGAAAAGGCCGACUGCAUCCGCAACAUUCUUUCCUACGGCGAACUGCAUAUUUCCGAGAUGAAUGCGGACCAGGACGAGGUACAAUCCCACGUGUGGAAGGGUUUUUGGCUGACCGCGUGCAUUUUUUUCGGGUUGGUCCGCUUCCAAGACAUGAACUACAUGUCGCGGGAGCUACUUGAUUUGUCCGGCGGGUACGACACCGGGACGGUGUUCGCACCCCCGGCGAUUUGCAUCCGCUACUUGCUGGAUGUAACUCGGCAGUUCCUUUUGGUCACCGGACUGCUAUUCGCCGUGUUCAUUCCGCGGGCGCGACGAAAGGACUACUGGGUCUAUGACUUGCCGAAGGACGUGUCGCAGGAGGAACUCGAUUUGCUGUUGCGAAACCGCAACGUUGGCUGGAUCGCGUCCGAUUCCUGGCACGGGUUCGCCGCAGGGCUGGCGGGCGCGAAUGGGGGGAUUAGUACACUCUGUCUGAUCUCGGACAUCUGGGCGAGGUGGACGAUAGGUACAUAUUUAUCACCAGUACGUGUGGUUUUUUUCCUCUUCUUUUCUCAUAUGAAUGUUGCUUAUUGUGAUGCUGUUUAUCUUUGUGCUCUGGCUCUCACAAUUGCGAAAAAAUGAAAAAUUAUGUCGAAAAAAACAAUUUUUCCCCCGAGUGCGGUUUUUAGCAAGGGGUAUUCUGGCGACCCGGGUUGCGAUCCUUCUUUAUUGGUACUCGCGCGGCUAGCACAACUGGUAGUGCACCCGGUCGACCUCUCUGGAAGCAGGUAGUACGAAAAGAUCUAACUGUGGCGCACCUCCGGGUGCGCGUCGGGGCCGCGCACCUCCGGGAUCGAUCCUCAACAGGGAAACGAGGUGGAAUGGGGGGCGGUAGUCGAGCCGCUCAGGAGAAGGAACAAAAAAUCGCGGAGUGAUCCCCGCACCACCUGAAACAGAUCCACAAUGCUUCAGAGAGUUACUAGCGCUACCAUGGGGCAGGACUGGGGGGUGCAGGUUCGAAUCCUGCAACGCGCAUUUUUUUGCGAAGAAUCUUGUUCUCUGUGCGAUAAGACGAAGAGGAAGGCGAAGAUCAUCAUAACAUAAAAAAAAUACUCUACAUACAAAUAACACCAUCAGGCAUUGAUCCCUACGGGUUUAUCCACGAGCGACGGCAGGGUCUCGGCCUCCUCGGAGAAAACACACCCGGGCAAGCCGCACCGGAACCCUUUGAGCAGUUCAACCCGUUUGCGCAGUGUCACGACCGCCAGUGGACCGAGGGCUUUAUGUGUUUCAUGAAGUGCGCCCCCUUCGCGCCGGGCGAGAAAAUUUGGUACUUCUGCCUCGCGUUCCGGACUUGGCUGAUGGUAUAGUUUGGGUUUUAACCUUGACUUUGUUUCUUGGUACUGCGCAUACUUACUUGAGUCGAAAACGAAAUUUCAGUCUAAGUUGUACUCAGUUGCUGCAUUCCUUCUGCAGAAGAACGCUAAUUAUUUUUGCAGCUUCGUCUUCAUCUUCUGGGCAACUAACUCGGGAACAACUUCACUUUAUCAGGUCCUCUAUUUUGCCUCAGUGUAUACGAUGCAGAAGAAGUUUUCGAGUGUGGAGAUCGGCAGCACGGCCUUUUACCGCGGGUUCCGCGCGGAGCUCGCGAUCAUCAAGAUUGCCGCCUGGGAAACCGUGUUUAUCGCGUUCGGCGUGUGGUACACACCGCAAGGUCUGUACGACUACCUGAAUUGGGGCGGUAUGGGGAGCCUGCAGAUCAUGCUGGCCGUCUUCUCCCUCUUCGUGGCGAUUAAGGUGUUACACGACAGCUUCUACUGCUCUUGGGAUAUCUUCUGUGACUUCGAGUAUUCGGAGGAAAUCCUCGCGUGGAAGUUCGACCACAGCUGGAGAGACUUCGAGGAAAGCUUGUCCAAGGGGUUGGUAAGCAUCCACGGAACGAGAACGACACACCCACCAAGGGGCGCCAUCGAGCUCGAAGAGCUAUUGCACAUGCCUCCCGACGAAUUGGAAAUCAACCAGGUAUUACUCUACAAGGCCCGACCGAGCAUGACCACGCCCGUGGCCGGCGCCAUGGGCAGGUUCGCGACGACGCCUACUUUAGCAGGAGGAACUCGAACUACGACAGUGUUCGAAGGAACUAGUACAAGAGAAAUAGGGCAGCAAAGUACUAGAAACAUAACCGGCGAUAAUUACGACCCGACUGGCAGAAGUAAAAGGAUCUUGUUCCCGGAUCCACCUGGAGUUGUAGUAACGCCCACGAUAUCCGUUGUGGAUGAUCAUCACCAAGAUUAUUCGGCGAGUGACGCCGCGAAUACAACUAAAGCUCGGAUGAAUAAGCAACAAAGUCGGACUUUUGAACCCAGCUCCUCAACUAUCACAAGGAAAAAUCCCCCCUCCCCAUAUCGAAACGAAGUUUCUGAUGCUGGAUUUGCGUACACAAAUCAGGUCUGUCUUGCUGGAGAGGACUGCAGGCAUAUGCCAAGCCUCGGUCGAGAGGUUUUGGCCUAGGCGCUUAGCAUGAGAAACGUCUAUGCUGUAGGCCCAACAGCAUCACAAACCGCCUGCAUAAUGCGGCAGAGCCUGUGGGAUUGUCUUCUUGCAAGACAGGCGUGAUUUGUGGUCUCAAAUCAGCAAGACAAAUUUUCGGAAACAUACCUUUUCGAUAUGGGGAGGGGGGAUUUUUCCUCUCAGUAUCAACCUCAUUCGGAGAACUACGAGGAGCAGGAAGCAAUUUCCCAGUAGUCCCCCAACAAGCUAUGUCUUCAACGGUCGUUAGCGUACAGAAGUGUGAAUUUGCAGUGAAUUUGUAUUGCAUGACUUGCAUUUACUUGAAAGAGAAGAGCGCUAGCGCUACGUAUUAGACACACGAGCCCAAGCAUCCCACAUAGCCUGAAGGGCUGCUCGUCGCGUGGUGGCGCUUGCAGCACCAAAAGAGGCGGUCUUGCGGGGGCUCGCCGGGCUGUGUAGUGCGUAUCUAUCGACCAGAGAAGGUGGGUCGGGGGGCUCUUAUUCUUCUGCGCGUCUGCCUCAGAAGUUCCUCUCCGAAAUGGUCGAAAGGGAGGGCGACGCCUGAACACAGGGGCACUAGUUCAACACGUGCGCCCUCACGAGUUGUGGUUGUGGCUUGGAAUUGGGUAUCUGGGAGCAGCCUCGGGUGGAAGGGGAGGCACGAUUCGGCCGCGGACGCUAGCUUGCUUCGCCUGCUGUGCUCGGCUCACAACUCCCCACGUGUCUUUUUGCCUCCGGAGCAAGUCUUAUUCGACGUGAUCCCCAGGUCAAGAAUUCCCUUGGUGAAUUUUGGGACUUUUUGUUUUGGCGACACUUUGUUGAAGCCCCAAAGCCCGGAGUUUCUCACGCGCUCGCGAAUUUUGAAAAGGAGCCGGAGGACAAAAUUCACCGGCGUCCUUUUCAAAAUUCACCCCAAAAUUCACCGAGCGCCACUUUUCGAUCGUGAUAAGCAAAGUUUAGCGCAGAAAAGUGCUCAAAAAAACGCACAAGUAGACCCUGGGAAGUGGGGCCGAGGGGAAAAGACAGGCGCCCGCUGUUGCCCUAAGCGCCUCUAUAUUCUGCCGAAAAGGCCGGGAGAGUUCACGCGCCUGCCGGAUAGACGCGUCAAAGCUCUCGGCCGGGUCCUUUCGCCUUUGCUUCCGCGCCUUCAUCUUGCCUAAACUGCGCUUAUGUGCUUCGCGGCUCUUGUUUUUGGCGUGUUUGCCGCGGCUGCUGCAGUGCUUGCUCUUUUGCAAGCACAGGAAGACGAAAAGACAUGGCCAAAGAAUGACGCCCGGGCCAUGACAUGGCCCGGGCGUCAUAAGCCUGGACAACUAACUUCUGCGGUGUGCAGAACCCACUUCCCAGAAGAGCAAAAGGGACAAUGUCCCGGCAGUCUCCUCUGCUAUUUGUCAUGCAAAAUUCACUACAAACUCACCACUUCUCAUGCUAACGGGUGUUAAAGCUCUAAACCCAGCUCCUCAACCUCAUUCGGAGAACUACGAGUAUGCUGUGCAAAAGUAUCGUACUCGUAUAAAUGCAUUACAAAUUGCAUCAGCAUGACAAAAAGAAUUUGUCAUGCUGUUUUCGAUUGGGAUGGAGAUUUGUAAUGCAUAAUUGCAAUUCAUACGAGUACGAUACUUUUGCACAGGAUAACGAGGAGCAGGAAGCAAUUUCCCAGUAGUCCCCCAACAAGCAGUAUCCAAGAAAAAAACGUUGUUAGUGUAAAUCUGUGAUGCGCAACAUGCAAGACGAUUGCGUCUGUCAUGCUUGGCAUGCAUCGUAGGGUCCAAUAAAGGGCGUUUUCGCGUACUAUCUGCGCAUGACAGGUUUUUGCUGUCAUGCCAGACAUAUUUGUAAUGCUGUUCCUCCAAAGAAGUUACACCUACAAUGUUUUUUUCUUGGAUAAGCAGGUCAGCCUCUCCUGCAGCCCGGCUUGGAGCUUUCUUUCUCGCCACCUCAAGGCCCCCGCCGCUAUUCGAACGCAUACUAUCCAAUACAGAACCAAUCUGGCCAGACCAACGCUUCAGGAAUUAUGGAGCAGCAAGACAGGAUGAAUUUAAAUUUAACCUCCUCGCAGGCGAAGCGGAGACUCCAAAACGACAACCCGUGGCUUGACGCGCAGUUAGUUCGCGCGCUCUCUAUCCGGGAUGUGUCUCAACAGCAAGGACUCGUGGCCCAAGGAAUCAACGGUAAUAUGGUCGUGCCGCAAAGUAAUAGUGGGACGUAUUUCAUUGCAGCAGAAGUAGAAGAUGUUGGAGCUCCUGCUGGUGGUGUGAUGGAGUACACCACUAGUACACGACGCGCAGAGGAGCAGCAACAUCAGCAACCUGAAGGAGAGCAGGCCCCGUUGGAGGAGGACUUUCUACUUCCAAAAAUUUGAUGACGCAGCUCCCUGCUUUUGAAAUAUAAAAUUUUGGAGUACUACACGAAAGAAAAAUCACGAUGUCGUGUAAGUUUCUGACUCGAGGUUGUCGUCUAACAUUUUGACCACAAGUAGCUUAGUACGAGGAGAUCGCAUAGAAGUUUUAACUCCUCACUCGUGUAUGAUGCUGUUGAGGAUGAAAUCGUGCAAAUUUAGGUCAAUCAAACGAAGUAAGUGUCUUUUAUUUGACCUAAGCGACAUAUACGACAACGACUACGACAAGAACGUACUAGGUGCAGGUAGUUGUACCCACUGGUAUUACAACCAAGAUGCAGCUCUCAGUGAGCUUGCCAGCCAACAAGCCCUGUACUAGAAAAUGAAAAUAGAAGCGAUUCGCGCAAAAAAGACAGCCUCCUUGCUGCGCCAAGAAAAGAAAGGCCCAGGCUCCGAU